This is a messenger RNA of Closterium sp. Naga37s-1, 651 nucleotides long. The record is from the annotation of a GenBank genome assembly. NCBI's taxonomy places the organism in Eukaryota, Viridiplantae, Streptophyta, Zygnematophyceae, Desmidiales, Closteriaceae.
AUGGCCUCCUCGCGGCACCGCUUCUCCCUCCUAGCAGUGUCGCUCGCAGCGCUUUUGUUCCUCGUCGUGGCCAGCAGCGCAUUCGCGCGACGCGACAUUCGGCGGCGUGGUGCUGCUGAUGGGAGCACCCUGGCGGGGCGGCGGCAUUGGCGUGACGCCGCUGAUCAUGGGAGCACCCUGGCCGGGCGGCGACGCCAGCGCGAUGCCGCGGAUCAUGCGAGCACCCUCGUGCAUGGAGCCGGCCAGCCGGCUGGGCUGCGGCGCCGGCGGUCACCGCAGGCCAGCCCCUCGUGCAUGAAGUUGGACCUCAAGUCAUACACCAAGGCUGUCAAGCUCAGAGACGGCGGCAAGUUCCUCCUGCACUGGAACAUCACCAAGGCGAAUGAUAGAUUCAUUGCAGCAAUUGAGGCGAAGAAGGGCAGUGGCGCCGAGGCGAGCUGGAUGUCCAUUGGCUGGACCAAGACAGCUGGCAAGGCGUUUCCGUCGGAUGUUGUGGUGGGGAAUCAUGUGUUCGGUGCAGCCAUUGCAAAGGACGUGGUGGCAUACUCAAUGAUGGGCAAUGCUUUGAAGGUGAUCAAACAGACCAAGGCCGUGAUGCUCACGAAACCAUCUACAGGCACGACUGCUGACGGUGGCACGAUUGUCAAGUAA